Molecule: messenger RNA, 1410 nt
Organism: Brassica oleracea var. oleracea
Lineage: Eukaryota; Viridiplantae; Streptophyta; Magnoliopsida; Brassicales; Brassicaceae
Exons: 12
Coding region: 216-1280 (354 amino acids)
Biological process (GO): mitotic spindle assembly; activation of protein kinase activity; regulation of mitotic spindle organization
Cellular component (GO): nuclear microtubule; mitotic spindle
Molecular function (GO): protein kinase activator activity; microtubule binding
Source: RefSeq, a predicted model, not a curated record
UUAGGGCCGUUAUCUUCUCCUUCCUCUCUCUCUCUCUCUCUCUCUCUCUUCUCCAUCUCUCUCUCCUAAUUUUCUGGACAAACUCUUUUUUCCAGAGGUUCUGCGGGAAAUUUCUUGGAGGAGGAGGAGGAGGGAGAGAGGGAGAAGAAACAUCUCCGAUCCUUUUGUAAUUUGGUUGAAUGUGAAUCUCUCCCACCCCGUUUCCAGCCUUAAUCAUGAUUCCGAGUUUAUCUGGAGAAGUUUUUUCGUUUGAGGAAUUCGACAUUGAUUUCGAAUUUGACGCACCUCGUUUCUACGAUUUCUCCAGACCAGAGCUCGAUUCCGAGACAGAGGAGAUCGAGUUCUGGUUCGAAUCCGCUGGAAACUAUCCUCCUUCGCCUUUUAGCCCAAAGUGCAAUUGGAAACUCGAGCCGCUUAAGCAAAUCACAAACAUCAUCUCCGAAACUAAGCCUGUUGAGAUUUCAAAACCGGUUAUAGAAUCCGGUCUGAAUCGAAAAGAUCAAUACAACGGGUUCAUUUAUUAUAACCAAACUGUUAAAGAUGUCUCAAAGACCAAACCCAAAUCAAAAACGAAAUCAUGCUGUAGCUCAACUUUAACAAGACCUACGGCUUCUUUACUUGCAAGGCAGAACAAACCAUUAGACGUUUACUCUGUUCAACUUCUGACUAGAUGUCAGAGAUCAUUAGCAAAGUUUGGUGGUAACUUAUCUCCGAUCUUAGACUCUAAGUUGCAAAACAAAGACACCAAAAGGCCAAAACUGGAAGCUAAGGUGUCUCGAGUUAACUCCAACAGAAGAUCGAAACUCACUGUUCCAAAGGAACCGAAUCUCAGAACUGCAGAAAGAUCUGAAAGACACAGGUCUAAGCUUAACUCAGAAACUGAGCAGAAUGCAAAACCAAGGAUUAGUUCAUCUAAAAGAAACACUACGAACAAAAAUAUUAAAGUUGAACCUUGUUCAACACCUUUGCCAAAAAGUAAUACUCCACGGUCUCAAGAUCUUCUUCAGGAAUUUGGCUUAAGAACAUUACUGAGAGCAAAGGAACGCUCUUCAAAUGCGAAAAUUGAUGCCAUACAAGAGAACAUUGCUACUAACUCCAGAACGCUAAAACCCACUAAAUCCCCAAAGGGUAGGUUAGUCAAAGGAAAUCACAGCAGCCAAGUGUCUGGAUUUAAUAUCUGCCCUCUAGGCUCAGCGAAAUCAAGCAGGGAAAAACUGGGUGAACCAUCUAGCAUCAAAUAUGGAACACCAAGCUCUUACAGGACAGAUAUUAACAGAUAGCAGACAUUAUUGACUAUAUAAUUUGAACAAGAGCAUGGAUUUAUGCCGGAAAUUCGAUUCACAGGAAGUGUCAGGGAGCCUAAUCAUUGCUUAAUCUUCACAUUGAAGAUGUUAUGAUCAUGUUUAAUAC